AUGCCAUGGAUCAAUGCCGGUUUGGAAUAUACCGGAAAACCGAGUGGAAGACUCUGUCUGUAUCUUCUGUCUGAGACUCAGGCAAGAAGAUCCCAUCAGGAUAUGAUGAGGAGGCUGCAGAAACCGGGUAGAGACAGGGCAAUUGUAUGGUUAGCAGAUGCGGUUACAAGAUCAAGACAAGCUUUCGGAAGAAGUGGACAAGAUCUCCAAGUUUUGUCUUGGAAGAAAAGCAAUUCAACUAAGGCAAUAAACAAGAGUUACUCCUCUCUUAGUGCUGUAAAGCUGUUUGAACAUAAUAAUAAGCGUGUCUUUAAAGGUAGGAGAUAUUCUCCUUUUAUACUAAACGAAUGA
Molecule: messenger RNA, 351 nt
Organism: Microthlaspi erraticum
Lineage: Eukaryota; Viridiplantae; Streptophyta; Magnoliopsida; Brassicales; Brassicaceae
Source: the annotation of a GenBank genome assembly